Messenger RNA from Benincasa hispida (wax gourd), 1011 nucleotides. Its product is annotated as putative peroxidase 61. NCBI's taxonomy places the organism in Eukaryota, Viridiplantae, Streptophyta, Magnoliopsida, Cucurbitales, Cucurbitaceae. The record is from RefSeq and is a predicted model, not a curated record. Gene Ontology annotation, biological process: response to oxidative stress; hydrogen peroxide catabolic process. Gene Ontology annotation, molecular function: peroxidase activity; heme binding.
AUGAUGAGAGAGAGAAGAAAGUGUGUUUUUGUAUCCCUUGUGGGUAUAGCAUUGAUGAGUUUAUGCAUUGUGAGAGGUGAAAAUACAUUGCAAUCACCAGUGAAGCUAAUAUGGCAUUAUUACAAGCUCAACACAACUUGCCCUGAUGCUGAGGAAUACAUUAAACAUCAAGUCAAGUUGUUUUGGCAAAAGGAUAAAAGCAUCACUGCCAAGUUCCUUCGUUUGCUCUCUGCAGACUGCCUUUCCAAAAAUGGUUGUGAUGGUUCAAUACUUCUUGAUGGUCCAAACUCAGAGAAAUAUGCACCACAAAACCAAGGCCUUCAAGGGUUUGAAGAGAUUGACAAGAUCAAAAUUGUACUCGAGGACAGAUGUCCGGGGGUUGUUUCUUGUACAGACAUUUUGAACCUAGCCACUAGAGAUGCUGCCCAUUUGGCAGGUGCACCAUCUUAUCCAGUUUUUACCGGAAGGAGGGAUGGGUUUACAAGUACUAUUGAUGCAGUGGAUUUACCAUCUCCCUCCAUAUCAUGGCAAGAAGGACUUAAUUAUUUCCAAUCUAAAGGUCUUGAUGUUUUGGACAUGACAACACUGCUAGGUGCACAUUCAAUGGGAAAAACACACUGUCGAUACAUCAUGGAUAGGCUAUACAAUUUCCAAGGCACCCAAAAACCAGAUCCAUCAAUGGACAAAUCAUUCUUAAAAGAGCUUCGAAAGAAAUGCCCCAAAAAAUCGAAAACAGACCCAACAGUGAAUUUGACACCAAAAUCUGGAAAUGACUAUCAAUUCACAGGUCUCUACUACUCGAGAAUCCUUUCGAGAAAGGCGGUACUUGGUAUCGAUCAACAGCUUCUUUUUGGUAACGACACGAAUGAAAUUGUCCAGGAGUUUGCUCCAAAAUCUGGAUUUGAAGACUUCCGUCGGUCCUUUGCUUUGUCUAUGAGUAGGAUGGGAAACAUCAAGGUUUUGACUGGAAAAGAUGGUGAGAUUCGACAACAUUGUCGACGAAGAAACUAG